UAUUUUUGCCUUCGCGUCUAAGUAAGUUCCCACACUUGAAAACGACUUUACCUGUCUUCCGAAUUAAUCGUUUGAUGGAUCGGUAACCAAUAGGAUUGCGUAAAUCAAAAUUAUACAAUAUUAAAUUCUGAAAAAGGAAACACGAAAAGCGAAUCAGUGAUUUGUGAGGGCCCAGUUCCAAAUUAGAAAGCUGACCUGGCAAACGCGCUAAAUCACUCCUCCUUUCAAAAAUCUCAAGAUGACGUGGGACCCACCAUCGUCACCACUUUCUCUCCUUCACCAAAUCACAGAGAGAGAGAGCUAAGUGAAGCUGCAAGGAAACAACUUUCAAUUUCAAUGUCGGUUGUACAAUUAUUUGUCACUAAAGUUUCCAAAUUUCUUCUAAACUGAUGAAUCAAUGGAACAUGAUGACGAAAAAGAUAAAUCCACGGUGGCGGGAACUGACCCACCCAUUUCCACCGCCUCUCUAUUCCCCAGAUUUUUUUCAAUUAUCUGACUACAGUUUGUCGGUUACUUCCUUCCCUAAACCUUUAUAAACCAUUAAACCUCUCAUCCUUCUUCUCUUAAACCCCCUAAUUAUCACACACACCCCAAUUUCUCACUCUCUCUCUCACUAAAACCCGUAAAUUUUCUACUAUAUCAAAUGAGCCCAAAAAAAGAUGCUGUUUCUAAACCAACUCCAAUUUCAGUACCCGUUUCGAGACGAUCCGAUAUACCCGGGUCUCUCUACGUCGACACUGACAUGGGUUUCUCUGGGUCACCACUUCCCAUGCCACUAGACAUCUUACAAGGGAAUCCAAUUCCACCUUUUUUAUCCAAGACUUUUGAUUUGGUUGAUGACCCGACUCUUGACCCGGUCAUCUCUUGGGGACUGACCGGAGCUAGCUUCGUAGUUUGGGAUCCUCUAGAGUUUGCCAGAAUCAUACUUCCAAGGAAUUUCAAACACAACAAUUUCUCCAGCUUCGUCAGACAGCUUAACACUUAUGGAUUUCGAAAGAUUGAUACUGACAAGUGGGAAUUCGCUAACGAGGCUUUCCUUAGAGGCAAGAAGCAUCUUCUGAAGAACAUUCAUCGUCGUCGAUCACCACAAUCCAACCAAACUUGCUGCAGUAGCACUAGCCAAAGCCAAGGGUCACCUACUGAGGUUGGAGGAGAGAUUGAGAAGCUGAGGAAAGAGCGGCGUGCAUUGAUGGAGGAAAUGGUUGAGCUUCAGCAGCAAAGCAGAGGCACAGCUCGACAUGUGGACACUGUAAACCAGAGGCUGAAAGCUGCAGAGCAACGUCAGAAGCAAUUGCUCUCUUUCUUGGCUAAGUUGUUUCAGAACCGGGGUUUCUUGGAACGCCUGAAGAACUUCAAAGGAAAAGAAAAAGGAGGAGCUCUUGGAUUGGAAAAGGCGAGAAAGAAGUUCAUCAAGCACCACCAGCAGCCUCAAGAUUCUCCAACAGGAGGGGAGGUGGUGAAGUAUGAAGCUGAUGAUUGGGAGAGAUUGCUAAUGUAUGACGAAGAGACUGAGAACACCAAGGGUUUAGGAGGGAUGACUUCAAGCGAUCCAAAAGGCAAGAACUUGAUGUAUCCAUCAGAAGAAGAGAUGAGCAAACCAGAUUACUUGAUGUCCUUCCCAUCUCCUGAAGGACUUAUUAAACAAGAAGAGACGACAUGGAGCAUGGGUUUCGAUACUACAAUACCGAGUUUCAGCAACACCGAUGCAUGGGGAAACACAAUGGACUAUAAUGAUGUCUCAGAGUUUGGUUUUGCUGCAGAAACAACAAGUGAUGGUUUGCCUGAUGUCUGCUGGGAACAAUUUGCUGCAGGAAUCACAGAGACUGGAUUCAACUGGCCAACUGGUGAUGAUGAUGAUAAUACGCCAAUGAAUGAUCCUUAGGAUCUUUUCAUAUAUAGUUUAGACCAAAAACCCGUUUCUUAUCGGGUGAACUAUUAAUUCAUUAUUCAUUUUGAAUGCACUCUUUAUACAUAUAUAUAAUAUUGAUGAGUUUGAUUGUUCCUUUCUUAUUCACUUAAUCCAGGGUCUAAUAACAUUGAUUAUGAAGGAUAUAUAACACAAAAUUAUGCUUUUAUCUGCUUGAGUAAUUAAAAUUUUUGCAGGUCUGAAGUGGAACAAUGUUUCUUUAAAAGGAUUUUUCUCUCUGAAGCUGUCUGGUUUAAUCAUUUAUGUCCCAGGAAACGAAGCGCAGAGAACGAAGAAGAAGAAG
Molecule: messenger RNA, 2210 nt
Organism: Arabidopsis thaliana (thale cress)
Lineage: Eukaryota; Viridiplantae; Streptophyta; Magnoliopsida; Brassicales; Brassicaceae
Gene: HSFA3
Product: heat shock transcription factor A3
Exons: 3
Coding region: 644-1882 (412 amino acids)
Biological process (GO): regulation of DNA-templated transcription
Cellular component (GO): nucleus
Molecular function (GO): sequence-specific DNA binding; DNA-binding transcription factor activity
Source: RefSeq, marked reviewed